AUGUUGAUCGCCUCCGAUAAUAUUAUCUCUUCUGCUACUGGAAUCCAGCAACGUGAUCCACUUGGUCCGCUACUAUUUGCGAUGGCUAUUGACGGGGUAGCUCGUUCCAUCGCUUCUCCUUUCAAUAUAUGGUAUCUUGACGAUGCAACGUUGGGAGAAUCCAUCGAGGCCGUAGCUGCUGACCUCCGACGAGUUAUUCUUGUUUUAUCUCUGCUUGGACUUGAGAUUAACUCGUCCAAGUCAGAGAUAAUAAACUUGAAUUAUAGUGCAGAUGAUUUCGAGAGUGCUAUCCGGGAUAUUAGACUCAUCCUUGAGGAUAUAAAAAUAACACCUAAAGAGGAAUUACACAUUCUUGGUUCUCCAGUCUUUCCAAUGGCCAUUCGAGAGUGUUUGGAUACUAAGCAUGUCAUUCUAAUAAGAAUGACUGAGAAAUUGCAACUAAUUGAUGCACACCCAGCCCUCUUCCUCUUGAAGAACAGUUUUUCGCUACCGAGUUCCCUCUACACUCUCCGAAGUGCCCCUUGCUACCUCGAACAGAAUUUCUUAAAUGAGAUAGAUAUCACAAUUAAGAGAUGCGCCGAGCUAAUUUGCAACGUUAAUUUCGCCGACACAGGGUGGAGGCAGGCAAAGCUCUCUUUGAGUUUCGGAGGCCUGGGCCUUCGAUCAGCGGUGAAAUUUGGCCCUUCCAGCAUAUCUUUCUUCACUUUCGUCCAGUCGCGAAUUAAUUGA
Messenger RNA from Acanthosepion pharaonis, 729 nucleotides. Lineage: Eukaryota; Metazoa; Mollusca; Cephalopoda; Sepiida; Sepiidae. The record is from the annotation of a GenBank genome assembly.